UUUAAUAUUAAUUCGUCAGUUAAAUAAAAUAAAAUAAAAUAAAAUAGUAAGUAAUAAUCAACCAGUGAAAGUAAAUUAAGUUAAGCGACAAUAAAUAAUGAGUGCAGUGAUCUAUUACAGACAGUCAAAAUAUCAGUUGGCUCGGUUGCUUUUACCACCGAGUACUUAUUUUAAAAAAUAACAACUAACCCCCAGGAGAAGUAAAUAAUAAGUGAGAAAAUACGUGAUGGAUUUUUUAUUCACCAGUGACUGCUUAAUAUCUUCUUAUUUGUGAAGAAUAAAAAUAAGAGUAAUUAAGAAUGCCGGCUGUUGCUAAUUCGUCGCUGACGUACGAAAUAUUGAUGUACCUAAACUCAUUUUACUUCGGUAUGUUCGCGGUCUGUGAGCUGGGGAUGGGACUCUACAAAGCGACGAGUCUUCCAGGAUCUAGUUCAAGCACAACCAUCACCGAGUUUUCGCUCCUCCUGUUUCUGAUUCUCACCGAGGGCGGACGAGUUUACCUGGGUAGAAAGGGGAACCUCACCGAGCGAGGACUCCCCAUCUUGCUGGGAAUCCUCCUGACGAUACCCAGUGCUCUGGCUACUCUCUAUUUCCUCGUCUGGCAGAGCUAUGUCCUUAAGCUAGAGAUGAUCCUCUGUAGUAUCCAGUUGGUCCUGCUUACUUCUGAACUCAUCAUCUCCGUCCUGUGCCUUAUUGCCAUUUUUCGUCCUCCGCUAUUUGAAGAAUAAAUUAUUGUCAUUAUUAUUAUUAUUUAUUAUCAAUUAUAUAUUCAUGCCACUUUAUAAUCAUUAUUAUUAUUAUUUAUUUAUUAUCAUUAUUAUUGUAAUAAUAUACGUUUGUAAAACCCCAGCAUGUGGCCUGAUCAAUAAUGCAUUGUAUAUAUACAUAUAUAUGUAUACAUCAUGAUGAUUCAUCGUCCGAAGCUUUUACUUUUAUUUUAUUUAAAGUUAAUGUUUAUAAAUUUCACAGAUUUUUUGUUACAAAUCAUUCCAAGCAUCAUCGGAUGUUCAUUUCAAAAUACAAAUUUUGGUUUAUUGAAUCAUUUAUUUGAGAUACCCCAUAAGGCAAAAAUUAUAC
This is a messenger RNA of Cotesia glomerata, 1077 nucleotides long. RefSeq names its product transmembrane protein 216-like. Bases 300 to 728 code for a protein of 142 amino acids. The transcript has 2 exons. Gene Ontology annotation, cellular component: ciliary transition zone. NCBI's taxonomy places the organism in Eukaryota, Metazoa, Arthropoda, Insecta, Hymenoptera, Braconidae. Gene Ontology annotation, biological process: non-motile cilium assembly. The record is from RefSeq and is a predicted model, not a curated record.